Eurytemora carolleeae is the source of this 580-nucleotide messenger RNA. Its product is annotated as histone H1-delta. The coding region runs from base 51 to 482 and encodes 143 amino acids. Lineage: Eukaryota; Metazoa; Arthropoda; Copepoda; Calanoida; Temoridae. Gene Ontology annotation, molecular function: nucleosomal DNA binding; double-stranded DNA binding; structural constituent of chromatin. Gene Ontology annotation, cellular component: nucleus; nucleosome. The record is from RefSeq and is a predicted model, not a curated record. Gene Ontology annotation, biological process: nucleosome assembly; negative regulation of DNA recombination; chromosome condensation. The transcript has a single exon.
CUAGGUUCAAUAUUCAUCAGUUAGUCCAGAAUUCUAUCACAAAAACUAAUAUGUCUACCGAAGCUGUUGCCGCCCCCGCCGUCAAGGCCCCUAAGGUGAAGAAGGCCACUAAGCCCAAGGCCCCUGCUGCCCACCCAAAGUACUCUGUCAUGAUCUCUGCUGCCGUGAAGGCUCUGAAGGAUAGAACUGGAUCAUCUCGUCAGGCGAUCUUGAAGUAUAUCUGUGCUAAUUACAAGGUUGAUGCCACCAAGGCUGGUGUACAUCUCCGUAUGGCUCUGAAGAGAGGAGUUGCUGCUGGCAAUCUUAAGAUGGCCAAAGCUUCUGGCAAGGGAGCUGGUUGCUACAAGAUUGGUGAGAAGGCUGAGAAGCCAAAGAAGGUAGCCAAGAAGCCCGCCGCCAAGAAGUCUGCUGUUAAGAAGCCUGCGGCCAAGAAGCCUGCCGCCAAGAAGCCUGCGACUAAGAAGCCUGCAGUCAAGAAGUAGUCUUUGUAACCAUCAUUGAUCUCAACUUUACACAUUAAUUUACAUUCAGAUGUUAUUCUUAUAUUGUCUAGACCUAAAUAAAUAUAAAAGCGCUAUUA